AUGGACCGCCCAACACGAUGGGCCGGCGCCCGACUGCGCUUUCUACCAGUGGGCUCCUCCAAACUCGACACCAUCAUCACUGGCCACUUGACCCAGGAACAGAUCGACGCAUACCAGCAGAUUUUCCGCAUCGAAGAGAUCUCCGGGAUUCUUCGCCGUGUGCGUCCCGGAACCUCUGUCGAAGCAACGCUUCCUUCGGCCAAAGUGCCAAAUUUCCGCCGUGAUCCUUCGCCGCCGCCGCAAUAUGACCAUAUGGGCAACAGAACAAACACGCGGCACGCUCGUCUUAUGGCGUCGCUUGAAAAAGAAAGACACACGCUUGUGGAAAACGCCGUUCGGUCUGUUCGGCUCUACGACCCGCCAGUGGACUACAAGCGGCCCGGAAGAACCUCGGAAAAACUCUACAUCCCCACGGGCGAACAUCCAGAUAUCAACUUUGUGGGGCUUCUUCUCGGGCCCAGAGGCAACACCUUGCGGCAAUUGCAAGAGGAAAGUGGUGCAAAGUUGGCCAUCCGGGGAAAGGGCUCGGUCAAGGACGGCAAACUGAGCGAUGCCCUGGCACUGGAACCGUUGCAUGUUGUGAUUUCGGCGGACUCGUCAGCAAAAAUCGCCACGGCGCUCCGCUUGACCCAGCAGGUGAUUGAUAAGGCCAUCCAGUCUCCCGAGGGCCAAAACGACUUGAAGCGGGACCAGCUUCGCGAGUUGGCGGUGCUUAACGGAACGCUCCGUGAAACACGGCCUUUCGUUCCUCCAGAACAGCCGAAACGUGAUAUCACCAGCAUUGUUUGCCGAGUUUGCGGCGGUGUGGGCCACUUUUCUCGUGAUUGCAAGGUUGCCCGAGAAAACAGGGGCAGAGAUUCGUACACGCCGCUGCCGGCGCCCGAGCUUCCGCCUUGGAAACGCCAAAAGAGAGAACCAGAAUCGCCGGGUCUGCUUCUGUCGCCGCAAACGCCUGUGGCCAUUCCGCCUGGCAUGGUUCCCGGUGUGGGGACGGCUCCAACGAAUCCUCCGCCGGGAUUUCCUCUGCAACCGUCUGGAAAGUCUACUUCUCCGCCUGGAACGUCUAUUCCUCCACCGCCUGGAUUUUCUCUCCCGCCUCCACCUGGAACGUCUUUCCCUCCGCCGCCUGGAAACCUUCCUCCGCCGCCUGGAAAUCUUCCUCCUCCACCGGGCUCUUUUCCUCCACCGGGCUCAUUUCCUCCUCCGCCGGCUUCUUUCCCUCCUCCGCCUGGAACGUCCGUUCCUCCUCCGCCUACGGUUUCUGUUCCACCUCCACCUAAACCGGAUCUUUCCAAGAGUCCACCUCCUCCACCCCAACCGCAGGCUCCUCCACCAAAGACGCAGGCUCCUCCACCGCCCGAAUAA
This is a messenger RNA of Clavispora lusitaniae ATCC 42720, 1365 nucleotides long. RefSeq names its product mRNA splicing protein. Gene Ontology annotation, biological process: regulation of mRNA splicing, via spliceosome. The record is from RefSeq and is a predicted model, not a curated record. Gene Ontology annotation, molecular function: zinc ion binding; mRNA binding. Lineage: Eukaryota; Fungi; Ascomycota; Pichiomycetes; Serinales; Metschnikowiaceae. Gene Ontology annotation, cellular component: nucleus.